Messenger RNA from Drosophila bipectinata, 4159 nucleotides. RefSeq names its product ribonuclease 3 drosha (gene drosha). Gene Ontology annotation, biological process: pre-miRNA processing; primary miRNA processing; rRNA processing. NCBI's taxonomy places the organism in Eukaryota, Metazoa, Arthropoda, Insecta, Diptera, Drosophilidae. Gene Ontology annotation, molecular function: ribonuclease III activity; RNA binding. Gene Ontology annotation, cellular component: microprocessor complex; nucleus. The record is from RefSeq and is a predicted model, not a curated record.
UUGCCAGGGUAGCUUCACCGCAAAGCAAAGGAGUGGAUAGACGAAUUUCAAGACGGUUUUUGGAAUAAACUUUGUCGAAUUAAUCGCAAUGUAUCAACCACCCUUGCCGCCUCCUCCGGUCCAGCCGCCUCCGCCGCCGCCACCACCACCAGAAGGCGAAGAAGCACUUUCGCCACCCGGCGUUAAUGUGGAUAUCAAACCAUUUAAAAGUUCCGACUCCAGUUACGUGCAACUUCCGGACACGCCUUCAACCAGUUCCAUCUACAGUCCCUACCAGCAACCGGCAUAUGGAUACGAUGGAUACCAAUAUCAGGAGACACCCCCGCAGACCUACUACAACCAGGAGAGUUACCAGUACCAAGGAUCAGGAACUCCCGGUCCAUACUCCUACGAGGGCUACAAGUACGGGGAUCAAUCUCCUGCCUAUACUCCAAACUACCGCCCUCCCUACCAAAGAUACAACUCCCACAGCUCCGGCCAGGGCUAUCACCAUCACCAGAACUACAACCAAAGUUACAAUAAGAGAUUCGACUCUCGCCAUGGAUAUGAACCACGUCACGGGCAUGGACACGGUCACUAUGCGCACCGACCGCCUCGAGGAUCAGAUUAUAGCCACUAUGGGUCGUCAGCGAACAAUGAUUACUCCUCCCGUGGCUAUCGCGAGAGGGAAAGGGAGAGGUCCACUUCUGCGGAUAAGCCCAAACCCAAGGCAAAGGCUGAAACUGAAAGGGACCGGCUGCUGCGCCAGUGGUGCUCCAACUUCUGCGAGAAGCCAGAGGAUUAUGUCAAGAAGAUGAAUGCCCUUAGCGAAAUGGAGGCUCCCGCCGAGUCCUGGGUUCGGUCCUCACCAGCCGACCCAUACUACGAACGCAUACAGACUGCUGGUGAGAACAAGGUCCAGGGUCGCGUGCGUCUGCAGAAGUUAUGCGAUCUCUUUGACGAGGAGCUGCUCCAGCGCGCAGAACGCGUUCGCCGGACCUUGCCAGUUUAUGUUCCAUCGCCAAGGAAGGCGCGUCGGCGUGUCUGCAAACACAAGCACAAGGCCGAAGCUUGUUCAUCGUCCUCUUCGUCUGACGGGGACUCGGAUGAGGAUGCCUUCAAGAUAGAGCAGGAUUGCUGCAUGGAGGAGUUGUCACGCAAGCUGAAGCAUCCUCAACGGGUACACACGGAUCUCUGGCACAACGAUGCCGGCGAAAUGAACGACGGGCCGCUGUGUCGCUGCUCAGCGAAAUCCCGACGCAUCGGCAUUCGUCACGGGAUCUAUCCAGGCGAGACUGGCUAUAAGUUGUGCGACCGCAAUAGCAACAACGCCGGAAAGUUGUAUCACUACCGGAUAAGCAUUUCGCCACCAACGAAUUUUCUUACCAAGACACCAACUAUAAUCAAGCACGAUGAACACGAAUUCCUCUUCGAGGGCUUCUCUUUGCUCUCCCACGUGCGACUCACCGAUCUUCCUGCCUGCAAGGUAAUUCGAUUCAACAUCGAGUACACCAUUGAGUAUGAAGAAGAGAAGAUGCCGGAGAACUUUACCAUCCACGAGUUGGAUCUUUUCUUUAAAUACCUGUUCCAUGAGCUGCUGGAGCUGGUGGACUUUAACCUAAUGCCCAACGUGCCUGAUGGUUCCUCGGAAGAGAGUUGCCCAGCUUUCCAUUUCCUACCGCGGUUUGUCCGCGAGCUGCCGGACAACGGCAAGGAGGUACUGGCUAUGUGCGAGGUUCUGCGAUAUCUCCUGGACAACUCUGCCCAGCUGGUGGAGCGCCAGCAGCUGCUGCAUCUUAACCAGAUCAGCCAGCACGAGUGGCAAAACUACGUGGACUUUAUCAAGGGCAUGCUGGUCACAAAACCCGGCUACAAGCCCUGCUCCCUUCGCGUCGAUCAACUGGACAGGAACAACUCGGACCUACCGGAGUGCGUUGACCCAGAGACUGGCAUCUCCCACCCGGCCAUUGUGCACUUUGGGAUCCGCCCGCCUCAACUGAGUUACGCUGGCAAUCCAGAGUACCAGAAGGCUUGGCGGGAGUACGUAAAGUUCCGGCACCUGAUGGCGAACAUGUCCAAGCCAUCCUUCAAGGACAAGCGCAAACUUGAGGAGAAAGAGCAGCGCCUUCAAGAAAUGCGCACUCAGGGACGUAUGAAGCGCAACAUUACGGUAGCUAUUAGUUCGGAGGGAUUCUAUAGGACUGGCAUCAUGUGCGACAUUGUGCAGCACGCUAUGCUGGUGCCAGUGCUGACCGGCCAUCUACGCUUCCACAAGUCCCUGGAUCUGCUCGAGGAGAGCAUCGGAUACCGCUUCAAGAAUCGAUACCUACUGCAACUGGCCCUGACUCAUCCUUCGUACAAGGAAAACUACGGCACUAAUCCGGACCACGCCCGCAACUCUCUAACCAAUUGCGGCAUACGGCAGCCCGAGUAUGGAGACCGAAAAAUACAUUAUAUGAACACCCGAAAGCGCGGUAUCAAUACUCUGGUUAGCAUCAUGUCCCGUUUCGGCAAGGAUCACGAAACUGUCUCAAACAUUACCCACAACGAGCGCCUGGAGUUCUUGGGCGACGCCGUAGUGGAGUUUCUCAGCUCCAUUCAUUUGUUCUUCAUGUUUCCCGAGCUGGAAGAAGGUGGCCUUGCCACCUACCGAGCCGCCAUCGUGCAAAAUCAGCACCUAGCCCUACUGGCCAAAAAGCUUCAGCUGGAAGAGUUUAUGCUCUACGCUCACGGCUCAGAUUUGUGCCAUGAGCUGGAACUGCGCCACGCCAUGGCCAACUGCUUUGAAGCUCUGAUGGGAGCUCUACUUCUGGAUGGCGGAAUCAAGGUGGCGGAUGAAGUUUUCACUGAUGCGCUCUUCCGCCAGGACGAAAAGCUGUUGAACAUUUGGAAGAAUCUACCAGAACACCCGCUUCAAGAACAGGAACCACUCGGAGACCGCGGAUGCAUUGAGUCUUACCGCGUUCUGAAGGAGCUGACCAAAUUCGAGGAGUCCAUCGGCAUCAAGUUUAAGCACAUCCGUCUGCUGGCCCGUGCCUUUACCGAUCGAUCCAUCGGCUUCACCCACUUGACACUUGGAUCCAACCAGCGUCUAGAGUUCCUCGGCGACACCGUGCUCCAGUUAAUCUGCUCGGAGUACCUUUACCGUCACUUUCCUGAGCAUCAUGAGGGUCAUCUGUCUCUGCUCCGCUCAUCCCUGGUGAAUAAUCGAACUCAGGCGGUGGUGUGCGACGAUUUGGGGAUGCCUCAGUAUGCCAACCCGAAAACGGAUUUGAAAACAAAGGACAGAGCCGAUCUCCUAGAAGCUUUUCUGGGGGCCCUUUACGUUGACAAGGGGCUGCUCUACUGCGAACAAUUCUGCCAUGUAUGUCUCUUCCCGCGGCUGCAACUUUUCAUCAUGAACCAGGACUGGAACGAUCCCAAGUCUAAGCUCCAGCAGUGCUGCCUCACCCUGCGAACUAUGGACGGCGGAGAGCCGGACAUUCCCUACUAUAAGGUGGUGGAAGCCAGCGGUCCAACCAACACUCGCGUCUACAAGGUGGCCGUCUAUUUCCGAUCAAAGCGCCUGGCUACCUCCAACGGCUCCUCCAUCCAACAGGCGGAAAUGAAUGCCGCCAAACAGGCUCUGGAGAAUUCGCGGGACCUCUUUCCGCAACUGGAUCACCAAAAACGAGUGAUUGCCAAGAGCAUUAAGAAGCAAACUGGCAAUGAGUUGGACGGUGAGCUGGGCGACCGCCAGCAGCAGGAUGAGAAGAUUAAGAGGCCCAAAUACGCGGCACCGCUUCAGGACGAAAGCCAUUUGCCCAAGCAGUACCGCAUGCACGAGAACAUCUCCAGUGACGAACUGCCCGAUGACGAUGAUAUGGAAAGCACAGCUCGCAAGAGUCCAACCCUUCCUCCGAGAGCUAGAGGUAGUAGUAGUAGCAGCAGCAGUAGCAGUAGCGAUAGCGAUGAUCCCUCAUCGCCCAAGAGACGCCGCCGCGUUCGGAAGAGUGCAUCCUCUUCCCCAAUGUCUUCAUAAGGAUGCCAUUCUUAUAUAUUCCUACAUAUAAUUUAAAUAAUAAUCAACCAAAGGGGUUAAAAAGACGCAUAAAAUUCUAAAAGAAAAACGAAGCAUGUUGAAUUUUGAAAAGAAAUAUCCAACAAAGUUUCCUAUUUAGCUUUAAUUUGUUGGCUUCAA